GUCAAAUGCAACUUUUUCAACUACUUGUUUUUCAUGUUAUGUCCCAGGUGGCAAAAGUGAUGCCUAAGGACACCUUCUACUUUUCCAUCUUGAGAAAUCCUGUGGCCAUGAUGGAGUCCAUCUUUAUCUACUACAAGAGCAUCCCAGCCUUUCACAAGACUCACAGCCUGGACAGCUUUUUAGACAGCAGCUGGAGAAACUACAACUCAUCAGCGAAAAACAACCACUACGCUCAUAAUAUCCUGGCUUUCGAUUUUGGCUUUGAUAACAAUGCUGCAGCUGAUACUGACGACCUGGAGGAAAGGGCCAGCAUGGCUAUUUCAGCCAUUGAGCGGGACUUCCACCUUAUUCUUAUUUCUGAAUACUUUGAUGAGUCCAUGAUCUUGCUCAAGCAUGCCCUCUGCUGGUCCCUGGAAGACGUGGUUUCCUUUAAGCUCAAUGGUCGCAGUGAACAAACUCGUCACCCACUUUCACCAAAUACUGCAGAGAAGAUAAAGAGGUGGAAUGCUUUGGACUGGAGGAUAUACCUGCACUUUAACACAACUUUCUGGCACAAGGUGCAUAGUCUCGUUGGGCAAGAGCAGAUAAAGAGGGAAGUAUCUCAGUUGAGAGAGCGACAGGCCAAGCUAGCAAACAGCUGCCUGAAAGAUGGCGGGGCAGUCAACCCGUCCCAGAUUAAAGACGCCGGGCUAAAGCCGUUUCAGUAUGGAGCAGCUGUAAUUCAGGGCUAUAACCUAAACACACACAUAGACAGACAAACCAAAAUAAAAUGUCAAAGACUUAUAACUCCAGAACUGCAGUACACGGACCGUUUAUACACCCAGCAGUUCCCAGAGCUAGCUGCUAAGCAUAGGCAAGAAACAAGGAUGGUUGCUCCACAACGUCAACGCUCAGACAGAACUGGUACGAUGGAAAUGGCCGGGGCCAGGGAAGCUUAUCACAAACAAAUCAUGAGGAGAAAAUUCUCAAAUGUAAAUAACCAAAAGUCGUCCACAAGUGCCCUGUUAACACACAAAGAAGCUAACAACGAAACAAGUAUGCUAUGACUGGUAACUGUGACUAAUAUUCACGGGACAAUGUGCUGUUUGUACUGUGAGGUAUUGAAGUAGUUGUUCCAUCUAACACUCACUUUCUCUAAUGUGUAGUGUCCAUUAUAACCUACAUAAUGAAAGUGUUGAAUUAAAAGAAACAAAAAAUGUUUGGCUCUCCUAAUAGCCCUGCUAAUAGUGAAGAUAAACAUGUAGAGGUUUUCUUAAGGUCGGGGCAAAGGAAUGUUAUAAUGUCAUAAUGUUAUAAAUGUAAAGGGUUCAUCCUGUAUGUUUUGUGGCAAUCAGCCAAAUAUAUAUCUUUUGUAUAAAGGGGAACAUUUUGCCUGAUGGUCGCACCAAACAAAAAUGAAGACUUACACCAAAUGAGCAUGGUUCAUCUUCUGAUUGGGGAUGCACAGCUCCAUUUUUCUCCACUUUUUUCUUUUCCUGAUUCAUAAAGUUUUGCAUAAAAUGUAAAUGUAUUCCAAAGCAAUGGAACUGUAGGAGUACACAUUGCUAUGCCAAUGUUUUAAAAAACAAAUCAAGUGCAUAGCUAUGUUAAUGCUCUUGGGGGGAAUUGUUGGCACUAUUAAUUAUAAAGUGUGGUCUAGACCUACUUUAUCUGUAAAGUGUUCUGAAAUAGAUUCUGUUUUAAAU
This is a messenger RNA of Etheostoma cragini (Arkansas darter), 1685 nucleotides long. RefSeq names its product galactose-3-O-sulfotransferase 2 (gene gal3st2). Gene Ontology annotation, molecular function: galactosylceramide sulfotransferase activity. Gene Ontology annotation, biological process: glycolipid biosynthetic process. The record is from RefSeq and is a predicted model, not a curated record. Lineage: Eukaryota; Metazoa; Chordata; Actinopteri; Perciformes; Percidae. Gene Ontology annotation, cellular component: membrane. The coding region runs from base 6 to 1046 and encodes 346 amino acids. The transcript has a single exon.